AUGAUGGAACCAGCCCCCCCACAGACCGGCUGCCCCUCCUGCCCAGACCGAGCAGCUCAAGCGUUGUUUUCCCUCCCCUGCCUGGAUGAUGAGGUACCGCACCGGGCUGAGGAAGCAGCCAGCAGCCGCAGAAUCAUCAGCAGAGGCAGACACUCACCCAGGCCGCGGACAGUAUGAAGGCGAACGGCGGUGAGGCUCACCUGCAGACGGCCGAGUGAAGCGGCAGGAUGGCGGGGGGCCGGAGGGGACUUGUGGCCCCCCAGAAUACUUUUUUGGAGAAUAUUGUCAGGCGGUCGAACGUUUGGACACUGUCACAUAGACAGACAGACACCAACUUUGUCCUGGGGAACGCCCAGAUUGUGGACUGGCCCAUUGUCUACAGCAAUGACGGCUUCUGCAAGCUGUCGGGCUACCACAGGGCCGAGGUGAUGCAGAAAAGCAGCACCUGCAGCUUCAUGUACGGCGAGCUCACAGACAAGGACACGACGGAAAAAGUGCGACUGACGUUUGAGAAUUACGAGAUGAACUCGUUUGAAAUACUGAUGUACAAGAAGAACAGAACACCUGUUUGGUUCUUUGUGAAGAUAGCACCCAUACGGAAUGAGCAGGAGAAGGUGGUCCUGUUCCUUUGCACCUUCAGCGACAUCACGGCCUUCAAACAACCCAUUGAGGAUGACUCGUCCAAAGGCUGGGGGAAGUUCGCCCGACUGACCAGAGCGCUGACGAGCAGCAGAGGCGUCUUGCAGCAACUCCAGCCGACGGUGCACAAAGGAGAAAACGUCCACAAGCACUCGCGACUAGCUGAGGUGCUGCAGCUCGGCUCCGACAUCCUCCCCCAGUACAAGCAGGAGACCCCCAAAACCCCGCCUCACAUCAUCCUGCACUACUGCCUCUUCAAGACCACGUGGGACUGGGUCAUCCUCAUCCUCACCUUCUACACGGCCAUCAUGGUGCCCUACAACGUGUCCUUCAAGACCAAGCAGAACAAUGUGACGUGGCUGGUGGUGGACAGCAUCGUGGAUGUCAUCUUCCUGGUGGACAUCGUCCUCAACUUCCACACCACCUUCGUGGGGCCCGCCGGCGAGGUCAUCUCCGACCCCAAGCUCAUCCGCAUGAACUACCUGAAGACCUGGUUCGUCAUCGAUCUUCUCUCCUGCCUGCCGUACGACGUCAUCAACGCCUUUGAGAACGUCGAUGAGAAUUGGAACCACCAAGCUGUCACUCAAGGUAUCAGCAGCCUCUUCAGUUCCCUCAAGGUGGUGCGCCUCCUCCGUCUGGGUCGGGUGGCCCGUAAGCUGGACCACUACAUCGAGUACGGCGCAGCGGUGCUGGUCCUGCUGGUGUGCGUGUUCGGGCUGGCGGCUCACUGGCUGGCCUGCAUCUGGUACAGCAUUGGCGACUACGAGGUCAUUGACGAGGAAACCAACAUCGUGCGCAUGGACAGCUGGCUGUACAUCCUGGCCGAGACGGUGGGCACGCCGUACCGCUUCAACGCCAGCGGCACAGGAAAGUGGGAGGGCGGCCCCAACAAGGACUCGGUCUACAUCACCUCCUUGUACUUCACCAUGACCAGCCUCACCAGCAUCGGCUUCGGGAACAUUGCCCCGACCACCGACGGAGAGAAGAUCUUCGCGGUGGCCAUGAUGAUGAUCGGAUCGCUCCUCUACGCCACCAUCUUCGGUAACGUGACCACCAUCUUCCAGCAGAUGUACGCCAACACCAACCGCUACCACGAGAUGCUCAACAGCGUGCGGGACUUCCUCAAGCUCUACCAGGUACCCAAGGGCCUGAGCGAGAGGGUCAUGGACUACAUCGCGUCCACCUGGUCCAUGUCACGGGGGAUCGACACCGAAAAGGUGCUGCAGAUUUGCCCCAAGGACAUGAGAGCAGACAUCUGCGUCCAUCUCAACCGGAAGGUGUUCAAAGAGCACCCGGCCUUCCGACUGGCCAGUGACGGCUGUCUGCGGGCGCUGGCCAUGGAGUUCCAGACAAUCCACUGCGCGCCCGGCGACCUGAUCUACCACGCCGGAGAAAGCGUGGACAGCCUGUGUUUCGUGGUGUCAGGGUCGCUGGAGGUCAUUCAGGAUGACGAAGUGGUGGCCAUUCUAGGCAAAGGGGACGUAUUUGGGGACGUCUUCUGGAAGGAGGUGACGCUCGCUCAGGCGUGCGCCAACGUCCGAGCUCUGACCUACUGUGACCUCCACGUCAUCAAGCGUGACGCCCUGCAGAAGGUGCUCGAGUUCUACACGGCCUUCUCCAAUCACUUCUCCCGCAAUCUGCUGCUCACGUACAACCUGAGGAAAAGGAUGGUCUUCCGAAAAAUCAGCGACGUGAAGCGAGAGGAAGAAGAGCGGCAGAGACGGAAAAACGAAGCGCCUCUGAAUUUACCGCCAGACCACCCGGUGCGGAAGCUCUUCCAGCGCUUCCGGCAGCAGAGGGAGGCUCGCACUGCCACGGAGAAACCGAGCGAAGAGCACGACGUCGAAAAGGGGCCCGUCUACGUGGACGUGCCUAAAACGGCCAUCAUCACCACCAGCAUCGUCACGGUAACGGAAAGCCCGGCCACGCCCUCGUCAUCGGCGGCGCCAUCGUCGUCAUCACCCCCCAGCGGCGCCCCCGCUGACAAGUUGAAGCUGCAGGUGCCCGUCUCCCUGGUGGGGGGUCGGGUGGCGGAGUCAGGCAAAGUGGUUAAAGGUUGGGGGCGCUUCAAGGACUCCAUGGCUAAACCCGACAACUGGAAGACGGUGUCCAAGGCGGAAUCCAUGGAGACUUUGCCCGAGCGGACCAAGGGUCAUGAAUCCCAGAUGUCCCUGAAGAAGACGGACUCGUGUGACAGCGGCAUCACCAAGAGCGAUCUGCGCCUGGACAAAGUCAGCGACUUCCGUUUGACCCCGCAGGACCGAAGCCCCGUCCAGCCCCCCGAGACCAGACGCUCUUUCUACCCCAUCCCCGAGCAAACGCUCCAAGCUUCGCUUCAGGAACUCAAGCUGGAACUGAAGGAUGACCUGAAGAACCUGAACGUUCGAAUGUCCGGCCUGGAGGCGCAGCUCAACGAAGCACUUCAGCUCCUCAAAGCGAGGACGCCCACCGCCAGCUCGCCGCAGCAUCUCUUUGACAUUUCCAGACCCACUUCGCCGGAAGUGGACAAGGAGGACAUCUUCUCUUGAGAGUUACAGGAAGCAUCCGGCGACAUUUUGCUGUAAGCUCAGCUGGAAUCCCGUAAUGUCCAGAUUACGCGGAUAGCUGAGGCCGCAGACGAGGCGACACUCGACCGGCCUUGAUGGCGGGCGACGAGGGGGGCUUCACGCCGAGAAGCCAGGGCGGAAGCUCCGGGGUGACACUCGCCAGCCGUUAAUUUGUAGAUACCAAAUCCUCUUAACGGGAAAAACAGCGUCUUAGCGAGGUUUGAAAACGGCAUGACUCCAACGUUGGUGUUCGAUUCCUUGCAUGUCACAUGAAGUAUAUCGCGCCUCAGCUUGCAGAUGCUGCGUGUUUGAUUUAAGCGAGGCGGCUCUUUUGCGUUAUUUCAGCGUAGCUGCAAAAGAGGACAGACGAGAGUUGCGCUGCCAGCCCGAGCGAGUGAUGUACGCUCUUUUAUUACGGCGCCGUUGAGGGCUCGUUAUGAAUUAUACAACAGCAAACUCGGCAGACGUCUUCCGGCAAAAGCAGUUAUUGUGAUGAACGGCGGGGGAGAUGCUUGAUGAGGAACGGGGUGCGCUUUAAGCUAGCGUGACUUCUACACUCUCACAUAGCAUGAAAACCAUGCAUAACCAGACACGCUACAACUAAUUUAUAUAUGAUGAUGUAUCGUUUACACCAUUAAUCUCACUGCAGAGUACAAAUGGAUAUUUUUUUUCUGGGGUUGAAGGUUAAUUAUUUACAUUUUUGUACCACUGGUUUGCAUGCAGGCUUUAUUGUAAAAAAAAAAAACCAACAAAAAACAAAUCCUGUGGGAUAAGUUGCAUUAUUCCAUGGCAAGCUAAUAUGUUUGCAAUGCAGGGGGCCACUUUUUGGUGGUUUCUAUGUACAUUUGGAGGAAAUAUGCCAACAUAAUGUGUGCAUUCAUUUCCAUUGGACAUUGCCUUCUGGUUUUAAAUACUAAUAUAUAUAUAUAUUAAAAAAGUUCAUGAUAAAUUAAAUCUCCACCCAUAAUUUAUUUUGAGAUUUUUUUAAAUGCCAAAAUAUAUUCCCAACUACUGUAUAUCAAAAAGCAAAUUAUUUUUUAAAUGAAGGUUUUAUCAUUAAGAGUAAAAUGCCCCUGUAAUCACUUGAAAGGUAUUUUAUUCUGUCCACUCAAAUAAUAAAACAAAAAACAUGUCUACAAAUGAGUGAACUUGCUGUGUGUGGUGAAUUUCACGGCUUGCUUUUUAAAACACGAUGUUAUCACAGCUCUUUGAAAUACUGUACAGGUAUGUGUCGAGUACAUGACCGUGUAUGGGACUUUUCAUUCGUUGCACAAUCCUGAAAAAUGGAAGCAAUAAUUACGCAUUUGGUGCUGUUCUUCAUGUAGAGUGUAAUCACAUGACUGGAAUGAACGGAUAAAGUGCUUUACAGACGUCACAUCGAUCAGUAACGUAACCGUUUACAUCCACACUGGUGAUCAUUGGAAAACAAACUACUGUAGUUACUGUAGAGUCCACUCUGCCUUUUUCUUUCUGUGUCAAAAAAAGCUCUGUUCUCAUAUUAUUCAUUAUUCAUAUGGAUCAUUUCUUUUUUUUUUUUUACAUGACUUAUAUUUUAUCAGAAGAAGAGGCAGGCUGGGAAGGAUGCAGCAGCAAAGAGGGAAAACGCUAUCAAAAAUUCAGCCGACUAAAAAUAAAGAGACGGGCUUGUCAUCAGAGGCGGGAAAUGUUUGUGCGGGAGGAAAGUGGGUCUUUUAAAAAUAUCCGCUAUUUCACACCUACAUCAAUGUAGAAUGCAGGCGCUCACUAUCGACAAACGCAAAUGACACAUUUCGGACUUCUUCUGUCACAUACUGUGCAACUUUGAACAGUCAUAAAAGGGAAGCUCGGCUUUUAACAGGAGCGUGUCAAUAUGGCACAUGUUUAAUCAGGCCUACGCACUGAGCCUAUUUGAAUUGAUUAUCUCGCAGCUCUAACGUGAGCCGUGGAUUAAUGUGUCGCUAAUCUCAUUAGGUACAAAGGAAGAAAGCUUUUUCAAUGUCACACGCAACGCGGGAACACGGCUCGCUAAUUGGCCCGCGCCGCAAUUAGCUGAUGACAUGUGCGACCUCACAUUUUACAGAGUGUGGCCCUCCCGCCUCUAAAACCACACAGAUUAUUGACGGAAUCCUUUGAUGCAGUCUUUAUUAAAUAGAGCGCGCACAUAACUAGAAGGCGUACGCCUUCUCUACAGGGUUUCUGUGGGCCGUUAGGAAGGUUGAAGCCAGGGAUGUCCAAACUUUUUCCAGCGAAGGAUGGAAAAUGAAAGGAUGCAAGGGCCACUUUGAUACUUUGUAAAGCAAUGUAGAUGUGCUAAGAAGUCAUGUCAAGAAAAAAUUGCAUCUCAGCUUUGUCAUACGGGUGAAAAAGCCUAUUGUCCUGGUCUUUUUUCCAUUUGAACUUUCUUCUUUAAUAAUCUUUGUACAUUUUCUUUUGGUAAUAUUAUGACUUUAUUCUCAUAAUAUAACUUUUUCCCCGUGCUAAUUUUAUUUUCCAAAAAUGACAACUUUAAUUUGUUUUUCUCAUUACAACUUUUCUUUUCUUCUUCAUUUUUCUACGACUUUUUUUGUCUUAAUAUUUUAACUUUAUUCGAGGAAAAUUACAGCUCCCUUCACCAACCCCCCGCUGCCGUUUGUGUGUGUGUGUGUUUUUUUUUUAUUUUCCAACAAUUUCAACUUUCUUCCUGUAAAUUUUUCAUGAUUUGAUUCCCAUAACACUUUGGAUUUUUCCACAAGGCAAUUUUUCAAAAUUUGAAUUUGAUUUGUUGUUUUUUUUGUUUCUCAUAAAAUAACAAAAUAACCUCUUUUUUCCUUAAUAAACUGAACUAAACUAAAGUUACAUUAUUUUUCCUCAUAAUAUUAAGAUGCUAUUCUCGUAAAAUAAAAAAAAAUGUUCUCGUUAAAUGACCAUUUUUUUCUCUUAAUAUUUUGACUUUAUUCUUGUAAAAUUACUGCAGAUUUUUUUCAUUUUUGCAUUUUUUUUUCGUUUUAAUUUAUAGUUUUAGAAUGUGCUGCGGGCCAAUGAAAAAACAGCAGCCGUCCGCAAAUGGCCCUCCGGCCACACUUUGGACACCCUGGUCUAAGCAAUACUGGACAGGCAUGUGAUUUGACUUAGUAUCAGUCCUAACACUGUCCUCUAGAACGGCAGGAGAACCUCUAAGGUUGAGCACCGUCCAUUCCAGGAUGCUGGUCAGCUUUCAAUUUGUUCCUGUUUUGCAACGAUUGCUCUAAUUAUAUUUAGCCAAAGCGCAAAGAGGACGGGGCGUUCAGCGGAAACAGGCGAUAACUGCAGAGAGGCUAUUAUUUCCCAAAUGUAAAAGGUCCUUUCUAUAGAAUAAGGUUUUGUUUUCUUUUUUUUUAUUUUUUUUUUUACAGGAAUAAUGAUUUGGCGUGCAUGAGAAAGUGGAAAGGAAAACAUAGCCCUUUUUGAUCAUCACUUAUGAACAAAACGUAGCUGGCUUUGAUCAUCAUUUAUUAACAAGUAUACUGCACAGCGGAGAAGCACCACAACCACUGUUGUAGUAGCGGUAGGGACCAACACGAAACUGACAUUAUUAAGUGCUUGAUAGUGUUUCAUAAAGCUGCCGGAUGCUGACCAUUCUUUUUUUCCCUUAUAUGAACAAUAAUGUGGAGUGCAUGAGAAAAACAUAUCCCUCUUUGAUCAUCAUAAACUGGAGAUAACUGGAGAGAGGUUGUUACUGUAUUUCCCAAAUGUAAAAGGUCAUUAUUUAAUUUUUUUUUUUUUUUUUACAUGAAUAAUGAUAUGGAGUGCAUGAGAAAGUGGAAAGGAAAACAGCUCUCUUUCAUCAUCAUUUAUGAACAAAACGUAGCUUGUGUUGCUCAUCAUUUAUUAACAAGUAUACUGCACAACGGAGCAGCACCCGGCUCUCAUACCGGCAGAUAUUUGCAUUUGUGGACCAAGCACCUGGCGACUACUUUUAGCAUUUUACAAUAUGUUCUUAUUGAGGUUGCCCCCUUUUUUUUGUGUAAAAGGCACAAAAAGCCAAAGAAAAAGCAGUAGUUAUUUAGUUUACUGUAGUUUUGUAGUUGUUUCCCCCGGAAAUUGAGGUCACAUUCAUGAAUUGCAGGUCCUCAGUUGGAGUUGAGAGGUUUGUGAGUACAUAAAUACGGUACAUCCUAUACUGUAUUUCUAAAUAUAUAAACAUACUGGCAGUUGUCUUUGCAUGACCUCCGGCCCGUGACGUUAAGAAAGUGUUAGUCAGCAGGUUUUAUUCUUUAUUCUUAUAAAGCCUCACACUUCGCUGCUCAUUUAAGAGGAUUGGCGGUCCACCGGCGCUGAUCCCCCCCCCACACACCCAGCUCAGUGUCGCAGACGCGAUCAUCCCUACAGACGAGACGACGACAGAAUCGGCUAAUGGAAACUUAUGCAGCGCUUUUUACGUCUAUUGUGUGCUUUUCGCCGUCAGCUGCACGCGCAGACUGGAGAAGCAUCACAUCCUGUCAUUUGCUGCCGCACCACAGCAAACCCCCCCACGCGGCAUACGCUUACGCGAGUAAAUGCCGCACCCCAAACAGUUGGUUAGGUGUCAAAUUGCUGUUAGUGUGGUGUUAUUACGCAACAGACGUGGCAUCUGUAAAGCUGUAAUUCAAUAUAUGAUAUGUCCAUAUCGACAUGUCGACCGACUCAUCAAGUCCCGGUCCACCGUCGUCUUCUUAUGACUAAAAAGCGCUUACAUACAUGGCCGGCUGUUUUUGUUGACAUAAAACAAGACUUUUUUGUCAGUGGUUCUCAAUUAUUUUCUGUCAUGCCCCCACUGAGGGACAUGAAUGUUUUUGCGCCGCCAUGCAGUUGAAAUAAUACAGAGAAACUGAUAUUUAUUUAUAUAUUAUUUAGCUGUAUAGACUUACUGUAACUCGUGACGCAUAUUCAAGAGUCAAAUUGUGUCAGUUUCAUACAUGAAAAGCAGCUUUUUCUGCAGAGAAGCAAAUUCAAGCAGAGCGACGGUGGGGUCUGCUGGAUGUCCCGACUCUGAACGGCUUCCGGUGUCGCGCCACAUGGCUCAGCAACGCUAACCACUAGCUUGUUGCUUCGGCUGCCAUUGUCAACUGCAUUUGUGUGUACGUCACCUACAUCACCUCUACGUCUACGUCACCUCUAUCUUUGGCGAUCACGUCGCAGAUCCACCGCCAGACAAGCUCUGUGACAGUGUUAGCUGCCUGGAUUUUUUGUCUCCGCUCCAUUUCUGCACGUGUUUCGCCAUUUUCCUCUCUCAACACACAAUCCUCCUUCUUCGUAGACAAUCUGUUGCUGCCGGUUGGAGGAAAAGAGAACUGUUGCCCCCUACUGGGACAGAAAUACAUUGCCUACAGGUCAGAAAUUGGCACACAAGAUGAGUAAGACUUUGAUCCUGUUGCUCCGGCGAAAAGAAGCAAAAGACGUCUUUGGCAUUGAAGGAGUCAAUAUUUUGACUUUAUUCUUGUAAAAUUACUGUUUUGUUUUUUUUUUAGUUUUCUUGUUAAAUUACAUUUUUAGAAUGCACCACGGACAGCAAAUGGCCCCCGGGCCGCACUUUGGACACGCAUGUCCUAGGCAAAAGAAAUGAAAAGAAAAGACGUAUUAUCAAAAUUCCAUGUUCAACAUGUGACGCUGUAGCGUUUCCUACGUAGCAUCCUCUAGCGCCUCUGUGGUUCUCUCUCGAGCAUAAGCUUACAUUUUUACACAUCUUGUUAAAAUCGGAGAUCAUCUGAGCGAGAGUUGGCUAUGUUAUCAGACACAUUCAUGUCAGAUGUUUUGGGACACCCUAUAAAUCAGUACAGCUGUAAUACGUGCUUCCGAGAUCAAAUCAAAGCAGAUGUUUAUUGCUGGUGGACAACGUGCUCCAAUACGCCGAGGUAGAUUAUUUGUAAAAUGUAAACUUUUUUGGGGGGAUGCUCCUGAUCUUGGAAGCUAACUGGUAGGAAAUAGGUUUGCGGCAAAAAGAGCAAUUAGUCUGUGCAUUCCGGAGGAUAAAUGUCAUCUAUUAACAAGGAGCCCGGCGGCUCAGCUCAGAGUCUCGGCUAAUGCAUCUACUGAUAUUAGUGUCACCCAAAUUACAUGUGGAGGGGCAAUAACGACACUCAUUAAGCUAACGCUGGUGUGAGUGUAAACAUCACAUGUGCCUUUUUGUGGUUUUCCUCUGCAAUAACACGGAUUAACGGUACGUAUUUUGUAAGUAAAAUGAUAAAUGAUGUAUGUAGACACUGUUAUGCAUGUGCAGUAGUCAUUUACUGUGUGCAGAUAAAAAACAACAACAAAAAAACAAGCACUGACCCUCUAAGUCCCGCUGUGGGUCUGCUGCCGGCUUUUUGGGCAGCUUCCGUGGCCGCCGGCCAGGUUCCUAGUGUGGUUUUGGCCGCGCUGGUGUUUUAUUUACAAGUUUGCAAGCAUCUCGGCUUGCGUGUUGCAAAGUCAAGGUGACUCACGACGGGUGAGAAGUCCACUCCAGUCCGACCUGGGCGAAGCAGUAGAGGAAAGCCAGCAUGGGCGGCGCCACGGUGGACCAGCCUGGUACCAAGGAGAGAGUGAGCAGCUGGAGCAGGUUAAGAGCGGCUGGCGUCCCUCCAGGAGCGUGCACCUGCACCCACAAUACUUCCUCAUCUCCUAUUCUUCCCUCCUCAUUCAUUCAAGCACGCUCGUACGCUGCAUGCACAGCUCCCUCAAAGCUCACCUGAGCUGAGACGAGCAGUUGCUAUCUUUGUCGACACCCUGAACAUUUUUUGGACCUGCAAAUGAGUCGCCGCUGGGCCCUGCACGACCCCGAAGGAAGCCCCGCCGCGGUGCUAGGAGGACGCCUUGGCUCCUUGUCUUCACAAGUAUGUAAGUUUCCAAACAACCUUCCAAUUGCUUGGACUAGUGGCCUCCGCUCUUAUACACGCCAUGGUCAUCCACUUAAAUUAAUAAACGCCGCACCUCAAAUAGGUGCGUCUUUCACAGGAAUAAAAGGAGUUAGCUGACAUACUAAGUAUGCAACACACACCACCUGUACAGCAAAAAUGGCAUCUGUAAAGCUGUAAUUGGAUAAAUGAAUAACUGUCUUAUGUUGCGCACUUAUUGGAAUAAUACGUUCAUGUAUGUCAUGUCAUCAAAUAUGAUUUUUAUUUAUUUGUGGAAAAAAUAGUGCAUCUGUGAUACAAUAUACAAUAAUAUAUCAUCAACAUUUUAAAAAUACCAUCCAUCCAUUAUCUACAGUAUGCCGCUUAUCCUCAUUAGGGUCGUGGGGGCAUGCUGGAGCCUAUCCCAGCUGACUUCAGGCAACAGGCGGGGUACACCCUGGACUGGUCGCCAGCCAAUCGCAGAGCACAUGUAGACAGUCAUUAUUUUAAAAACACAUUUGUUGUUUUUGAUUUUAAGUGUUUAAAAAAAAUGUCAAUUUUUUUUAUUAUAUGUGAAAAAAAAUCUAUACAGUAUAUACCUUGCAUUUCUAUAUAGAAAAGCAGUAAACACACAACCUCUAAGAGGUGUGCUCCUCUCUGCAGUUCAGUAAAUAAAGGCCCCAGGCCACUUGAUGAGAAACUGUGUUGAUGAUGUUUUGCUCAUAUUCCUUCUAGACGUCUUUGUCAGACUUUUUUCCCCCAGGGAAGAAGUACUAUCUUAUAUUUUUAUUAUAUUUUAAUGACUUUUUAAGUGGGUGUCAGUAUUUUUUUUAUUUCAUUUGUGAGGGGAAAAGUACUAAAAUUAAUCGUGAUUAAUCACCAUUUCACACCAUGUCUGCAAUAAUCCCGUUUGUGCUGUAUUUUAUUGAAAGAAAGAUAAAUGACAGGGCAGAAUCCUAUAUAUUUUGCUGCUGUAACAUCUAAACGCGGGAUAAAUAAAGUACAACUAAGUAACAAUGGAUUCUUUCAUAGCCGAACAUUUCAAUCAGACUUGAACUGUGCUAUGAGCAAUGAGACGCUGCGUUCAAAGACACCACGUCUUUUAAGUUGAAUUCACAUGUUUUGAGUGAAUGUUCUGGGAUUUCCGAGUACACUUAAAUACAGCAAAUUUCAUCUAUAUAUCACCGAAUUCGAUUCUUUUUUUUCCCCAAGCACUCUGACCAUUGUUUGUGGAGUUAUAUGCACAAAUGCUGAAAAUGGUCCUAUCUCGCAAUGUUAAAGAAUCCUUUAAAACAAAUUCCUGGAUCCGGACGGUGGAGCGGAUCACCCCCAAAUUUUAAUCAGUUCUUCCAUAUCCCAUUUCUGAAAAUUCCUGAAAAUUUCAUCCAAAUCCAUUCAGAACUUCUCAAGUUGUUAUGAACACAAACAGAUAAACGCCGGCAAAAAAACUUUUGCGUUUUCCUAAAAAGCAACUCUUGAGUGAAGCCUUUGCUGCUGCUGCUUGUUGUCAAGCAUGCGCCCCCUGCUGGUAAACAUCUAAAACAAUCCAUUCGGUGCCUUCAAAUUUUUUGAUACACCCCAGAUGAUUUGAAAUAGUUUCCAUUGUGUAACACAGCGAGACUAUGGAGUGUGAACAAUUAAAAAACUGCUGCAUUACGACAUUAUUUGUACACACAAACAUUCAGUUCUCUUUAAAUCAAU
Molecule: messenger RNA, 11674 nt
Organism: Dunckerocampus dactyliophorus (ringed pipefish)
Lineage: Eukaryota; Metazoa; Chordata; Actinopteri; Syngnathiformes; Syngnathidae
Gene: kcnh1a
Product: potassium voltage-gated channel, subfamily H (eag-related), member 1a
Exons: 15
Coding region: 228-3167 (979 amino acids)
Biological process (GO): regulation of membrane potential; potassium ion transmembrane transport
Cellular component (GO): membrane
Molecular function (GO): delayed rectifier potassium channel activity
Source: RefSeq, a predicted model, not a curated record